Messenger RNA from Pleurotus ostreatus (oyster mushroom), 1575 nucleotides. RefSeq names its product Flavin-dependent halogenase armH5. Gene Ontology annotation, molecular function: monooxygenase activity. NCBI's taxonomy places the organism in Eukaryota, Fungi, Basidiomycota, Agaricomycetes, Agaricales, Pleurotaceae. The transcript has 10 exons. The coding region runs from base 1 to 1575 and encodes 524 amino acids. The record is from RefSeq and is a predicted model, not a curated record.
AUGUCCUUACCCAGAAUUCCACAACGUACCACCGUCCUUGUCAUUGGCGGAGGACCGGCGGGAAGCUAUGCAUCCACCCUUCUGGCUCGAGAGGGACUAGAUGUAGUCCUGCUUGAAGCGCUCAAGCAUCCCAGGGAACAUGUCGGAGAGAGCAUGCUCCCUUCAAUGCGACAAUACCUUCGCUUUAUUGAUUUGGAAAACGAGUACGAUAUCAGAGGUUUUCUUCACAAGCCAGGCGCCUUUUUCAAGUUUAUCCAUGGUGCACCAGCAUGCUAUGCUGACUUCGAUAUUCUCGGACGGGACAAGAACACCUGGCAUGUCUUUAGAGCAGAAGCUGAUGAGCUCAUGCUUCGUCAUGCAGCUCAACAAGGCGUUAAAGUCUUCGAGGAAGUCCGUGUCGACUCAAUUGAAUUCGCAGGCAGUGACCCUACGACUUCGCGUCCCAUCGCGGCCAACUGGAAGUCCAAACUUGGGGAGACCGGUGCUCUCUCAUUCGACUGGCUGAUAGAUGCCUCCGGUCGCCAAGGCCUUAUGUCUACGAAAUACCUCAAGAAUCGUAUCUACCGUGAAGGCCUGAGAAAUGUCGCCGCGUACGGGUACUGGGAACAUGCGGCUGCCCCAGUCGAGGAGGGCAAUCCUCGCCAGAAUGCAACUUGGAUUGAGUGCCUCACUGAUAAACGAGGCUGGGCAUGGCACAUACCUCUGCACAACGGCAAGACCUCAAUUGGCGUUGUCAUGCAUCAAGAGACGUCUAAUCAGAAGAAGGCUGUUGGACCCAAGGGACUUGAAGCUCACUAUCUAGACCAGGUCAAACUAGCACCAGGUGUUCUCGAACGCCUGGGGCACGGCGCGUCCUACAUCACCGGGAGCGUAAGAAGCACUGCUGAUUUCAGCUACCAUGCGAAAUCGUAUUCCGGCGACCACUACCGCAUCAUUGGUGAUGCAGCAGCGUUCGUUGAUCCACUUUUCUCAUCGGGAGUGCACAUUGGGAUGACGGGUGCUUUGUCCGCUGCGUGCACUAUCCUUGGCUCUAUGAAAGAACAAAUUACCGAAGUGGGAGCAUGCGCUUGGCACGAUGCAAAGAUAGGCAUAUCACAGAUCAGGUUCUUGCUGGUCGUUCUCAGCGCAUACAGACAAAUGCAACACCAAGGAAACUACACAGUGUUAGGCGAUUUCAAUCCCCAAGAUUUUGGGCGUGCCUUUGAGCUCUUCCGACCAGUUUAUCAAGGGCAACAUGAUGUAGAGAAUAAAUUGACCAACGAAGAGCUCGAACGAAUGAUCGACUUCACCCGCAAUUUCUUCCUGCCAAUUUCCCAAGACCAGCAUGCAGCUGUUAGCGAACGACUCGGACAUUUCAUGCCGAUCAACGGUCCAGUCAUGGGACCUGAUGACCUUGCGAAGGUUCUCGAUGACGACGACAGCGACGCGAAGGCUGUCCUUCAGAAAAUCAAUGCACGUAAAGUGCUCAGCACAGAGAUGGGUUCAUCAGGAUUGAAUUCGGAGUCUGUCAAUGGGUACACGCUGAUUCUGGAGAAAGGCCGGCUGGGGAUGAAGAAGGAGAUAGGAGUUGCAUAG